This is a messenger RNA of Nannochloropsis gaditana CCMP526, 455 nucleotides long. RefSeq lists its product as uncharacterized. The annotation marks the transcript as partial. Gene Ontology annotation, molecular function: cysteine-type deubiquitinase activity. The record is from RefSeq and is a predicted model, not a curated record. Gene Ontology annotation, cellular component: nucleus. Gene Ontology annotation, biological process: protein deubiquitination. The transcript has a single exon.
AGCGGGUUUUUUUCUGUGGAUGUUCUUCGUCUCGCUCUCGCCCGCUUUGGAGCCAUUGAGUUGAUCCCCUCCCAAAAAUUCUCCAUCUCUCAGCCCUCUUCGCGGGGCGGUGGGGAGGGCGAACGGGAGGCAUUGGGCGCGCGGAAGGCGGCUGAGGCGGCCGGUGACCUGACGCAGGAGCUUGGCUUCCUGGUGAACCGAGCCGAGCACUGGUUCGCUUUACGCAGAGUGGGGCGUCGGUGGUGGAACCUGAACUCGACGCUGGAGCGGGGUCCGGAGGAGGUGGGGAGGUUCUACCUGAGUGCCUUCUUAGAGGCCCUGGUCGCGGAGGGUUACAGCGUCUUCCUGGUACGCGGCGAGGGGCUGCCCGAGAGAGGCUACCCGGAGGAAGUGGGGGGGCAUGGGCGACGGGAUAUUGGGACGUGGUACAGAGUGAGCGACCUGGUGGCGGGGGG